CCUGUCAUUCGUCUACUCGUUUGUUGUUUGACAAACUUAAGUAACGAGUUUCAUAUAUUUUUUACAUAACGAGUACUCGAAAAAAUGGAAUAUCAGCCGUGCUAGAACCGGCCGUGCAAUUUUUCAUUAAUUUCUCCACAUAAAAUCAAAAUUUAUUUAAUAAAUUGUGUUUAAACCCCUACUGCAAUAACUAAAGAACAAAUACAACCAAAAAUUCUCUAGAAAUCUCCGCAAAUAUUGGCAAAAUUUCCAAAGAAAACUUUUACAAAAGGAAACUAUUUUUGCGACUUGCGUGGAAAAAAAGCAAGAAAACGAGAAAAACUAAUAAAAAAAGCCAAAAGAAAAGAAAAAAUAUAAAUCAAAGUGAAAAUUUUUUUUACAAGCAAUUUAAAAGAAAAUUUUUAUUUAAAAGAAAACUAGCAUUUAAGAGAUCUUAAAGAAAUUGUAUUGAAAAAUUAAGAAAGUGAUUGAACAAAAAUUGUAUACCAGUGGUUAAAUGUGAAAAAAAUAUGAAAAAAAUUUAUGAAAUCAAGAAAAAAAGUGUUGAAAAUCUAAAAAAAUUUACAAAGUAUAAUUGUCGCUGCAAGAAAAAUGUUUGUUAUAAAUGUUAAUUAAAACUGCAUAUAGUUGUUUUUUUAUUGGCCAAUUAAUUUGUUGAGCUGGAAAAAUAGACGUUGACGUUUUUUGGAUGUUUUAAUAUCGUCGUCUGGCAGAAAAGGAAAUACACAUUUUUUUUAAUUUCAAGCCACAAAUGUUUGGUAUUCCAGCAAAAUAUGUUUGCAAAAAAUGCCCAGAAAUGCUGCAAAGAAAACGAAUAAAAAUGCAAAACGUCUUCCAGUUUUAAUCAAGUUAACAAAUAUAAAUAUAAACAAUAAAAAGAAAAAGGUGAAUAGCAACAAAAACAACAACAGCAACAAAAGUAGAAACAACAAUACUACUAUAAAAGAUACAAAACCGAAAAAGAAACGUAAAAAUACUGAAGCUAAGAAAGCGAUUGUUAACGCAACUUUUACUCGAUUUAAUAACAAUCAAGCAGAUAAUUGUGAUGCAAAUAUCACUACAAACUUAACAACAACAACAACAAUAAUAUCUUCAACACCUGAAAAGAAUUCUGCAGACAGCAAAGAAUCUAAAAAUUCACAAGAUCCGCCACAGCCAAUAUUUAAUUUAGCAGAGAUUAAUGAGUCUGCUUUAAAAGACCAUCAUCAACAUUUGAAUAUUGAAAAUUUUUCAACAAACGACAACAAUUUAAAUAUUUGUAAAUCCAAUUGUAGUCGCGAACAAAGUGAAACAAAAACAUUAGCAGAAUUAACAUUAACAUCAUUGUUAGAAACAGAAACUGAAAGAAAAUCCUUAACAGAACCAGAGCCUUCCUCACCAGCCGCAACAGCUUCAUUGCCCUCACCCAAUUCCUCGGUAUCAUCUUUAUAUCCCAUUGUUAUUGAAACAUCAGAAACUUUUCAACAUGAUGAUAAAGAUAAAGAACAACAGCAACAACAACAACAACAACAACAGAAACAGCAGCAAGCAGGAGCAGAAAACGAUUUAAAUAGCAAGAAAAAGAAACUACAUUCCAUUUGCAAUUGCAGCAAGAACAACAAUAAUAAUAAUAACAAUAAUAAUAAUUGUACAUGUUGUCAUACUGCAGUUGACACUUUAAAACAACACAACAAGUCACAAAACAACAACAACAACAAUAAUAUUACAACAUCUAAACGUAAUAACAACAAUAAUAAUAAUAAUAAUACUAAACAAAAAGCAGCAACAAAAGUAUUAACACAAUCAGAAACAUCAUCAAAUCAAAGUCAAGAGGUUAAAGCCCGCUUGGCGACAUUAAGAACUCGCAGAAAAGUUUUACAACAACAGGAACAAUCGGAUAAAACAUUAGAAAAAGGACAAAAGGCAACUGGCUCAGCUGUAACAACAGCACCAUUAGAGUCCACCACUGAAAAAGACACUGAAAGUUGUGAGGCUAAAGACGUUAUUAGUAGGGCUCCUCAGGCUGGAAAAUACUAUAUAAAGAAAGUUGCUCCAGUCCUUGAUGACGCAACUUUAAAUCUUAUCGAGACCUUGAGCGAAGAAAUUAAGAAACCCAAUAACAAACGUAAACGUAAUAAUACAACAGCUGUACUCUUGGGUCUUGCGACAUUGCACCAGCCACGAUCCAAACGUAUAGCAGCCAAUCCUCCAGCACAACCAGCAGCUGCUGAUAAACCUUACACAGCGGUUGCAGGCGUACAACCAACAGCAAACGCUGCUCUAGAUAACAAUAAAAAAGAACAAAAACAAGCGGGUGGCGGAGGCUUUCUUAAACCAUUGCCAAUCGAAACAACAAAUACGAAUUCGAAGAAAAGAGCGCGUAUAAUGUCGCUAUAUGAGCGUCCAUUUCAAACGGCCACUGAUGGUCGUGCAAGUGUUGUGGGCAAUGGCUAUAUGACUUCGAGUCGUUCGAGUGCCAGCAGCGGUGGAGCCGGUGGUGCCAUGGUUUUGAAUGACACCGCUGAUACACAGGAAAUGGCAAAUCAAUAUUAUUUGUCGGGAACCAGUGGUUCAGGUAUUGCGGGCAAUUCGAAUCCAUCAUUGGUGGGUAAUGGCAGUGCCAUCAAUCAUGCGCCCACCAUGGGAACAUUGUGUAAUAUUGGCAACACUUGCUAUUUGAAUUCGGUCGUCUACACUCUGCGUUUUGCGCCACAGUUUCUGCACAAUCUUCAUCAUUUGCUGGCGGAUUUGAAUGCUCUGCAACAGAAUAUUGCGAGAGCGCGAGCAAAAUCGUCUUCCUUAGGUCGCGGCAUAAGUGCAGUGCACAUGGAAAAUGCACGCAGUUGGAGUAGCAAGGAUUUAGCCUCCAUGGAACAGUAUAACAGUGGCACAGUAGCUGGUCCCGCCAAUGCAGUGGCCACCAAUUCCACUGCUCUAACACAAGUCACCCAGAAAAGUAGUCAUCAGUUGUUGACGGAGAAACUGCACGAGCUCUAUCAGAGUUUGCAUCGCAAUGAGAUCAAUGAAUCUACGGAGCCCCAUCAUGCCGAUACUCUAUUGCAUGCUAUACAAGAUGUGAGCAGCAUAUUUGAGGGUAAUCAACAACAAGAUGCGCAUGAGUUUCUAAUGUGUCUAUUGAAUAGUAUAAGAGAAACAAGUCAAACAUUAAUUAAAGCCAUAGCUGAGUGUCCAGAUGUGAUAUUGAAUGGAUACAUUUCCAACCCUGAUGAAAUUGAACGUGAUUUAAUGAAAAACCAUUCGUCUGGCAGUGGCAGUGCUGUUGGCCUUGGCGGCACUAGUAAUAGUAAUAAUAGUAAUAGUUUAGCCUCAGCAAGUUCAAAAACUUCCUCAUUCUUCUCACGCAAAUCCAAGCGAAAAGAUGAAAGCAAAAAUUCCAAAAACUCCCGCCUUCAAUCGCCACUCAAAGAUGCCCUUAUGGCUGGCAACACCCAGACCACAACCACGGCCAACAGUCUGUUCUAUUUAAAUACAAAUGAUCUCAAUACGACAUCGACGUCUCCCGCCUCUGCCGCGGCAGCAGCAGCUGUGGCGGCAGCUGGCGGUUCGCUAACCUCACCCUCAAAUUCUUUGGCGCAUGUGGCGGCGGGUGCGUCCGAUGAAACGGAUCCUCCUACUGCUGUGGCCUUAAUACUAAAGGACAAACAACGUUUGGAGGGUAAAAUUCGAGAAUUGGGUUUGGAUUUUUUCAAUGAGGAUUUCGAGGGCAUUACGGUGUCGACCACAAAGUGUUUGAGCUGUGAAACGAUAACGGAACAGAAGGAAACCAUGAUUGAUAUUGCUGUACCUGUGCCCCAAGCGGGUUACGAAAGCAACGAAUUUAUGAAUAGACCAAGUUCAUUUAUACAGAACUCCUGCAUUACUCGCGAGUAUUUUCGCAAUGAGAACAAAUAUCGCUGUGAACAAUGUUGUGGCUACACCGAGGCCAUACGAUCAAUAUCUUAUGAGGUCUUGCCACGUCUAUUGAUCAUACAACUGAGCCGGUUUAGCGGCGGCAUGGAAAAGAUUAACAGUUACAUUCCAACGUCAUUUACCCUACAAUGUUUCUGUUCCAAAUGCUGUGAAUUAAGUGACGCCAACAAGCUGCACAUUUACAAACUGUACAGUGUUAUAACGCAUGUGGGCGCUACCAUGUCGGUGGGUCAUUACAUUGCCUACACCUGUUCGCUGGACUGGGCCAAUGAGUACAUCAAUUGUCCCAAAGAGCAACGAAGAAGAGCUAGUCAAGAGCGCAAUGUAGGGGCGGCUGGUAAUGGUACAAGUGUGGGUGCCGGCAAUAGUUCACAAUCCUCAGCCGGCUCUUCGGUUUUGGGUUCGUCCAGUACCGGUUUUAUGAAAAUGAAGAUGAAAUUUGGACGCAGUAAGGCCUCCAGUUCGGGAGAUAUGAGUAAAAAUGUGAAACAAUUGAAUGGCCUGAAUAGCAGCAGCAGCAAAGCCAUAACGAAUGGCAUAGGGAAAUUGUCUAUGAAUAAUACGGGCGUUGGUGUAGGUGUUGGUGGGGGCGCAGCAACACCCCAGUGUCCGAUCACUUGUCAAAGUAUUAAUUGUUGUGCCAUGCGCCUGACAGCACAACAGCAAUUGCAAUACCAGUCAGCCAACAAUAGUACUAGUGAUUUUAGUGAAGAAUCUUCCCAAUAUUCCAAUGGUUCCGGUUACAAUACCCCAGCCAACUACAACAAUAACAUACAUCAUACACCCUACACAACAUCGGCAAAUACCUCGGGUUACGGCAGCACGGGCAGAGGUUCAACCAAAGCUUCGUAUGCCACCACGCAAAACAAUUGCAGUGAACCCAUCUGGUAUAUGUGCGAUGAUGACAAAAUCAAAGCCAUGACACAAAGAGAAUUUGAAGAAUUAUUAUCACCGGCGCGUAAAAUCACCAUAACACCGUAUUUACUCUUCUAUGCCCGUUACAAUCUACAAUCCACACCACCGAAAUCGGCUACGGCGUCUUCGUCGUCACCGGGUCCGGUCACAUCGUCGCCACAGACCUCGUGGUCCAAUGAAAGUUUACAGAGUAGUGGCCAUAGUGCACACAGUUCAGGUAUGCGCAUGUGAGAUUCAACAACAAAAACAACAGUAACAGUGACAGCAACAACUAAAAGUAAGCAUAAGAGCAAUAAUACAAGUUAUAAUAGUAAUAAUAAUAACAACAACAACAUUUACAAUAGUAGUGGUAGUAAUAAUAUUAUGAUUAAUAAUAAUAAUACUAGUAAUAAUAAAAGCCUGACUAAAUGCAAUUGUAAAGAACAGGUAAUUUAAGUUAAACUUUAUUUAAAAACAAACAAACAAAAACAGAUAAACAAAAUAUUUAAUUCAAAAUUAAAACAUACAACACAAUUAAAUAAACAACAAAUAAACAUUAAAAUGAUAAAUAA
This is a messenger RNA of Calliphora vicina (urban bluebottle blowfly), 5375 nucleotides long. RefSeq names its product ubiquitin specific protease 1 (gene Usp1). The transcript has 5 exons. Gene Ontology annotation, molecular function: cysteine-type deubiquitinase activity. Bases 787 to 5055 code for a protein of 1422 amino acids. Lineage: Eukaryota; Metazoa; Arthropoda; Insecta; Diptera; Calliphoridae. The record is from RefSeq and is a predicted model, not a curated record. Gene Ontology annotation, biological process: protein deubiquitination.